Messenger RNA from Glossina fuscipes, 2851 nucleotides. RefSeq names its product protein nubbin (gene nub). Bases 735 to 2579 code for a protein of 614 amino acids. Gene Ontology annotation, biological process: regulation of transcription by RNA polymerase II. Gene Ontology annotation, molecular function: RNA polymerase II cis-regulatory region sequence-specific DNA binding; DNA-binding transcription factor activity, RNA polymerase II-specific. The transcript is spliced from 5 exons. The record is from RefSeq and is a predicted model, not a curated record. Lineage: Eukaryota; Metazoa; Arthropoda; Insecta; Diptera; Glossinidae.
UUUAUUUAUCACGUCUAACAAGUAAAACGUUGAAACGUUGAAACGCUUUCACAAAAAUUUAACAAAACAAAGAAGCAAAGAAAAUAACAAAAGCAACAACAAAAGCAGAUAGUAAAAGAAAAUAAUUUCUGCGUAAACUGAGAAAAAAUUCUAAUACGAAAGAAAAUCCAUCUCUAAAAUUAACCCCUAGGAAAAUUGAAUAAAUUGUCGAAAAAUAAGGGAAAAAACUUUAUAGAAAAGAAGAAAAUUUAACUCAGUUAUUAACCAUUACAAGAUUUCGCAAACGUACAUUUCUCAAACAACAUUUGAAGCAAAAAUCUAAACACUUUUGUGAUGAGUAUUUUUUUUUAUUUUUUUUUCUUAACGUUUGGAAAAAUGAUAUCAAAUAACAAUCAAUAAAUCGUUUAGGAAGUAAAUGAGUGGGAAGAGGGAGGAGAGAGAGAGAGAGAGAGAGAGAGAGAGCGAGUGAGACCAUCUGUAGCUUGAUAGCGAUGAUAACUCAGUUUUAGUCAACGACAAUAGCUACAAGUGAACAUUACUCGAAAUAUUCGGAAAUACGUUUGAUUCUCGGAAAUUAGAAGCAAAAUAAAAUUUUUUCGUCAAUUUUAUCCUCUUUCUGUUUGUUUAUUUAUUUUCUAUUAUAUAAUGGAAAUUUGAAUUCAGUAAAGUGCGCCGAAUUAAACAAAGAAAAUAUCAAAAAAAGACGAGAUUUUUAAUACAUUUUAAUUGUAAAAAUGGUUAUGUCGGAGUUGCGUUGGCAUACAGCACCGGAGGAUACAAAUAAUUCCUUAAAGCGGGAUAUGUUAAAAACAACGCCUACUACGACGCAUCAUUUCAAUCAAAAUCGAUAUAUAAGUCGUAUAUCACGAUCACCGUCGCCCAUGCAAUCGAAUGCUUCUGACUGUGAGGAUAAUACUUCAAGUGUAGGCAACUCAAGUGAUCGUUGCCGUUCGUCGCCGGUUAGUCCUUUGGGCUUAAGUCAUCCUCCUUUGAAACGUCGCCAGUUAUCGGCUUUACAUCCGCAUCCUUUGCAUAGCCUGCAUCACCAUUCGUCUCAUCAUUCCCACCAUCGCCACCACCACCACCACCACCACCACCACCAUCACCACCAACAGCAGCAGCAGCACCAUCAUCAGCAGCUUUCACCGCCCUCGCCUAGUCUUCAUUCUCCAAAGCUUUUGAAAUCCUCUAUAAAAAGUGAAAAUGAGGUGGAAGUAGUGGAGGAGGCAGCUUUAAAUUUAACUAGUGAAAAUUCCCGACAUAGCUCUCAGUCUCCUUCACCCUCUUUGAAAUGCCUUAAGAAUCCAGAAGCUCUUUCGCCGACUUGCAGUCAAAAUUCAUCGAUCCCUUUAACUGCUCCUAUUCCAUCGCGAAGUCCCGUGAUUCCUUUGCCCGCCAGUUUGAUUUCCCCUCAAACACAAUUCACUGCAACGGCCGGUUUGGGCAUAACUAACCCUUUAUUAGCUGGAACUGCUUUAGGUAAUCCUUUGGCUCCUCAUGAUUUCUCUCAAUUUCAUCAAGCCUUGCAACAGCAGCAAGUAGCCCUUCAACAGCAAUUUCAAAGUUAUUUAGAUAUACUAAGAAGCGGCUCCUUGGGCUUGAGUCAAGAUGAUCCCUCAGUUGCUGCUCAAGUGGCUACAGCCCAAUUCCUAUUGCAAAGACAAGCUUUAACCCAGGCAGCUCAGCAAUUAGAGGCUUUACAAAAACAACAAGAGUUCGCUCACCAUGAACGUUGCUCGUCUCUGCUGCAAACGACUGGCCAAUCCGAGCUUUUACAUAUGAAAAGUCUACAAACUUCUACACCCACACUAUCUCAUACUCCAGUGCAUAGUCCUGGAUCUUCGCCGCUGCCAAUUUAUAAUGCGGCCGCUGUCAGUGCGCAACAUAAAACUCCGUCUCCCUCUACGAGUGGCAGUAACCAUGUAAAAGUUAGCGGUCUUUUAACACCUAACACGCCCACAGGUGGUCCUCAAACCCCACAAAUACCUAAAAGUACAGCCAAUAAUGCAGUCAGGGCGGGAGAACCUUCUCCCGAGGAAACUACUGACUUAGAAGAGUUGGAACAAUUCGCUAAAACAUUUAAACAGCGUCGCAUUAAACUAGGUUUUACACAGGGUGAUGUGGGCUUAGCUAUGGGUAAAUUAUAUGGUAAUGACUUUUCUCAAACCACCAUUUCGCGUUUCGAAGCUUUAAAUCUGAGCUUCAAGAAUAUGUGCAAAUUGAAGCCUCUAUUGCAGAAAUGGCUAGAUGACGCCGACCGUACCAUACAAGCGACUGGCGGUAUCUUCGAUCCUGCUGCUCUUCAAACUACAGUUACUACCCCUGAAAUAAUGGGACGGCGACGCAAAAAACGCACCUCUAUUGAAACUUCUAUACGCGGCGCUCUCGAGAGUUCUUUUAUGAUGAAUCAAAAACCCACUAGCGAAGAGAUCAGCCAAUUGGCCGAUCGUUUGUGUAUGGAGAAGGAAGUAGUUCGCGUAUGGUUUUGUAAUCGUCGUCAAAAAGAGAAACGCAUUAAUCCAUCAAUGGACAGUCCAACCGAAGCUAACGGGGACGAAUCACCCUACAUGAUGAUGUAAAAUGAAGCAAAAAAACUUUAAGAAGAUACAGGGCAUUGAGGCAAUGAUUACGCAUUUCAGUUUUGGUAGAAAAGUGUACAAGAAAGAGAUUUCACAUGUAUUUCAAUACAAUCUGAAGAUUAUCGCAAUCGAAUUAUCCGUAAGUCAUUAAUGAAGGAAAAAAAAAAACAACAAAUUUGCAGUGAAGGAAUAUGUAGGUUAAUAAACACGAAGCAAACACUUUGUUAUGUUCACUAAACUUUUAGAAACGUAAGCAAGAGAGAGAGAGAGAG